UCGCUAUUCGGUUUGAGGCCAAAUUUAGUUUGGCUCUUAUACGUUCUAGAGUGUUCCGAAGCAACCUUUCCGAUCAUCGAGCUCGGAGAUUCCUCUUGCGGCUUUCGAUAUGUCUUACUCUAGGAGACCAAGGUACUCCCGCUCACCAUCUCCAUAUGAACGACGUGGAAGGUCUGUCUCGAGGUCUCUGUCUAGGAGCAGAUCAAGGAGUGUAUCAAGUGAUGCAGAGAAUCCUGGGAACAGUUUAUAUGUGACUGGGUUGUCUCAUCGGGUGACCAAAAGGGAUCUGGAGGACCACUUUUCCAAAGAAGGAAAGGUGGUUGAUGUUAAUCUGGUUCUUGAUCCUUGGACUAGAGAAUCUCGAGGAUUUGGGUUUGUGACAAUGGAAAACAUGGAAGAUGCAAAUCGGUGCAUCAAAUAUCUAGACCGCUCUGUUCUAGAGGGUCGAAUCAUUACAGUUGAGAAGGCAAGGCGCCGUAGGGGACGAACUCCGACUCCAGGAAGGUACUUGGGUCUGAGGACUGCUCGUGGGCGCCACAGGUCUCGUAGCUACACCUCUCGUAGGUCGCCUAGCUAUUCCCCUCACAGGUCUCCUAGCUAUUCCUGUUAUUCUCCCAGUCGCAGCCGAAGCUACUCAUCCAACCGCAGCAGGAGUAGGUCAUAUUCCCCAAGUUAUAGGAGGACAAGAUCGUCAUACUCACCUUAUUAUAGGCGAGACGGAUCUUACUCCCGGUCUCGAUCUCCUGAUGUCUGUUAUUACAGGCGGAGGGACAGGUCGUACUCGCCUUACUACAGGCGCCGUGACAGGUCCUACACACCAUAUGACAGGCGCCGUGACAGGUCCUACUCACCAUAUGACAGGCAGAGGGACAGGUCCUACUCGCCUUAUUACAGGCACCGGGACAGGUCAUAUUCCCCAGAUGAUCGUUACUACAGAAGGAGCCGCAGGUACAGGUCGGUUUCAAGGAGUGUGACACCGCCACGGUCAAGGAGGAGUCACUCGAGAAGUGUGAGCCCAGUGAAGAAGAGCUCAAGGAGGAGAAACUAUUCACGCAGCAUUUCUCCUGACGAAAAGAGUUCAAAGAGGAGUGUUUCACCGAAGAGUAGAAGCAAGUCGAACAGAGGCAGAAGAUCUCGAGACAGCCAGUCUUCAAUGAGCCAUUCGAGAAGCGCGAGAUCAAGCACCCGAUCCGUCAGCCCGAAUUCCCCCAAGUCCGAGUGAGGAGUUGUAUCCAUGGAAGCACUCUCACCUUACAUGCCCUUCCGUGUCCAUCCCUUGUUACCACAUUGUCUGGCAUUUGUAAUAAUCUCCUCGCACACGUACUGUUGAUAAGGGACCGGUUAGGCGUAUGUAGUGUGUGCUACUUCAUAUCAGUAUUUGGUAACUCGCGUUGAUGUACGCUGUUAUGUUA
Messenger RNA from Tarenaya hassleriana, 1412 nucleotides. RefSeq names its product serine/arginine-rich splicing factor SR45a. Gene Ontology annotation, cellular component: spliceosomal complex. The record is from RefSeq and is a predicted model, not a curated record. Lineage: Eukaryota; Viridiplantae; Streptophyta; Magnoliopsida; Brassicales; Cleomaceae. Gene Ontology annotation, biological process: positive regulation of mRNA splicing, via spliceosome. Gene Ontology annotation, molecular function: RNA binding. The coding region runs from base 110 to 1222 and encodes 370 amino acids. The transcript has 7 exons.